Microcebus murinus (gray mouse lemur) is the source of this 5289-nucleotide messenger RNA. NCBI's taxonomy places the organism in Eukaryota, Metazoa, Chordata, Mammalia, Primates, Cheirogaleidae. The record is from RefSeq and is a predicted model, not a curated record.
GCCGCGCGGCCGCCCCGAGCCGGCUCGCAGUCUCGGCCGGAGCCGGCGCCUUGCGGGAGGGUUCGAGUCCGCGCCAGGGAACUGCCGCGCGAGGGCGCGGCGCCAGCAUGCAUCCCAGAGUGCUAAGUGCUGUCACCACCACUGCACAUGCGAGGAAGCCCGAGCUCGCUGAGGAGCAGCUGCCCGUGCCCUGCUGAAACUUCAUGGCCACAGCCCCAGUGCCUGCUGACAUUGCCAUGGGCAGCGUGGGCAGCCUGUUGGAACGGCAGGACUUUUCCUCUGAAGAGCUGCGGGCGGCACUGGCUGGGUCCCGGGGCUCCCGCCAGCCGGACGGGCUCCUCCGGAAGGGCUUGGGCCAGCGUGAGCUCUUCAGCUACCUACACCUCCCCAAGAAGGAUGGCAAGACCGCCAAGCGGGCCCCUCGGAACGAGCCUGCUGACUAUGCCACCUACUACAGGGAACAUCCUUGGGCUGGUGACUUCAGCAAGACUUCUCUGCCCGAGCGGGGUCGCUUUGACAAGUGCCGCAUUCGCCCGUCCGUGUUCAAGCCUGCAGCGGGCAACGGGAAAGGCGUCCUGUCCAUGCAGGGCCUGGCGGCCCAUAAGGGCCAGAAGCUGUGGCGCAGCAAUGGCAGCCUGCACACGCUGGCCUGCCACCCGCCCCUCAGCCCGGGGCCCCGGGCCAGCCAGGCCCGCGCGCAGCUGCUCCACGCCCUCAGCCUGGACGAGGGCGGCCCCGAGCCCGAGCCCAGCCUGUCUGACUCCUCCAGUGGGGGUAGCUUUGGCCGCAGCCCCGGCACCGGCCCCAGCCCCUUCAGCUCCUCCCUGGGCCACCUUAACCAUCUCGGCGGCUCCCUGGACCGGGCCUCCAGAAGCCCCAAGGAGGCCGGGCCGCUGGCUGUGCUGAGCUGCCUGCCCGAGCCACCGCCACCCUAUGAGUUCUCCUGCCCUACCACCGAGGAGGUGGUGGCCGGGCUGCCCGAGACCUGCGGGGAGCUGAAGAGGGGCCUUGGUGUUGAGGAUGGCCCUAGUGCCUUCACGCAGGUGCUCGAGGAGCGCCAGCGGCUGUGGCUGUCUGAGCUGAAGCGCCUGUACGUGGAGCGGCUGCACGAGGUGGCCCAGAAGGCUGAGCGCAGCGAGCGCAGCCUGCAGCUGCAGCUGUUCAUGGCCCAGCAGGAGCAGCGGCGCCUGCACAAGGAGCUGCGGGCUCAGCAGGGCCUGGGCCCCGAGCCUCGGCCCCCCGGCACCUUCCCCGAGGCCGACCCCAGCACACGACCGGAGGAGGAAGCCCGGUGGGAGGUGUGCCAGAAGACGGCGGAGAUCAGCCUCCUGAAGCAGCAGCUGCGGGAAGCCCAGGCGGAACUGGCCCAGAAGCUGGCCGAGAUCUUCAGUCUGAAGACGCAACUUCGGGGCAGCCGGGCCCAGGCCCAGGCCCAGGACACGGAGCUGGCCCGGCUGCGGGAGGCCGUGCGCAGCCUGCAGGAGCAGGCCCCUCGGGAGGAGGCGCCGGGCAGCUGCGAGACCGAUGACUGCAAGAGCAGGGGGCUGCUGGGGGAGGCAGGGGGCAGCGAGGCCAGGGACGGCGCGGAGCAGCUGCGGGCCGAGCUGCUGCAGGAGCGGCUCCGGGGCCAGGAGCAGGCGCUGCGCUUCGAGCAGGAGCGGCGGACGUGGCAGGAGGAGAAGGAACGUGUGCUGCGCUACCAGCGGGAGAUCCAGGGGGGCUACAUGGACAUGUACCGCCGCAACCAGGCACUGGAGCAGGAGCUGCGGGCACUGAGGGAGCCCCCCACGCCCUGGAGUCCUCGGCUCGAGUCCUCCAAGAUCUGAGGCCAGCGGAGCGAGCUGGCAGCAGAAACACUGUCAGAAGGCGCCCCAGCCCUCCCUUACACUGGUCUAGGGCGGCAUCCGCAGGGGCCAGCCCCGGGCAGGGGAGCUGCAGAGAGGAGAGAUCCAGUGGGGCCGUGGGCUGGGCAGGUUGCCUGCAGCGGGAGCCAGGGCAAGGCCCUCCUGGUAGAAGAGCACCCAGGCAGGGGGCCCAGCCCUGCUCCCUAGAGUGGGUGUGGCCCAGGGCAGGAGGCUGGGGAGCCUGGAGCCCGGAGAUGCAGGAGGGCAGGCACGAGGGACGGAGGCUGCAGCCCUGGGCCGAGGCCAUCUCCACAGAAGGAGGCUGGGCUGGGAACAUCAACCUCCCUUGGAAUGAAACCAUGUUUUUCACGAGGAGUCCCCAGGGCAUGCGUGGAGCCUGUCCCUGGCCUGAGUCUAGAGCACUGUGGAUGGGGCCGGGCACCGACCAAGGCCGCAGCUCAUCCCAUGGCUCCCCCACCUGUCUGGCGUCUGCCGGGCCUAUGUGUGUGUGUCGGAGGGGUCCACGCUCCUUGCCCGACCCCCCCAGCCCCAGCAGCACAUAGUCCUCAGCUGCUGUGUGGGCCGAGAGUCUUUUCUUCAGCACCAGUGCAUUUUUCAGCAAGAACAAUAAAUACCAGGGAGCUCCAGAAAAAUAAAAGGGCAAGUCAACCGAGCCACUUGGAGAACGUGAGCUGUUCUCUUGGUGGGAAGUCUGGGCCCCAGGUGCCUUGGCCCCUGCUGUGUUGGGGCCAGCCUGAGACAGCCUUGGCUGGAGCAUCCAAAGGCCCCGGCCCUCCCCUCCCAGAACCCACCUCCGUCUUUCUGUCCGGCUGUGGGCCCUCUCUCCAGAGGGGUGGGGGGCCCUGGGAGGUGCAGGGAAGAGGUAGGGGGAGGCAGCGGGCACUUGGUAGAGGGCCUUUAGCACAGCGAGGGACGGGACCGUGUCCCCACAGGCAGUGGGACUGCGGGGUGUUUGUUAAGCAGAGAUAAAACAUGAGCGAUUUGUGUUGUGGGAAGUUCUCUCCCAGAAGGAAGCACCUGCCUCCUGUCCUAUAACAGGCUCCAGGACUGUCAGUCCUUUCUAUCUCUGCUCUCAGCGAAGGCUCCUCCCAGCUUCUCUAAAAACCACACCCACCCAGGCCUCUCAGGGGUCCAGCUUCCCCUCCAGGCCUUUGCUCCCCUCCUGGGUUGGUGGCCUGGAGCACAGGCCAGCGUGGCUGUGCCAGUGGUGUGGCCCCCUCCCCCUGACGGGAAGCUCCUCUUCCUUACGGAUGCAUCAUUGGGCCGCUGCUGAGCAUUGAGCACUUACUUACUCUCUACUGGGUGCUGUGCAGGGACCUUGUGGGCCUGGGACACAAGCCGAGUUAGAUGUGCUUCGUGUCCCAGGGGAGCUGGCAUGCCAUGUCUGCCCUCUGUCUAGUCCCUUCCCUAAUAGUGCAGCUCAGGGAAACUGAGAAGUUGUCUGCUGAGAACCCCAGGUGGCUCCCCUUGGCUGUGCUCCUGUCCUCCAGGGCCAUGCCUGACAGCUUCCCAGGCCGGGCAGGUGUGUCCUGGCCGUGGAGUGGGGUCACUGUGCUGGGAUGUGGGGGGGACUCUACCUUCUUAGGGCGGAGAGUAGGGUGUGUGAGCUGCCUGCCGUGGGGCUGGCGUGUUUAUGGCUCUGUAAGUGGCAGGUGUGGAGAUGAGCCUGCGGAUGGGGGUGUGUCCCGGGGGGGUGUGUUUGGAGCACUGGCCUCUGGAAACCAGCUCGUGGCCCCGCCCUCUGCCCCAUUCCUUCCUGCCAGCCCUAGUCCCUCUUAGCCCUGGCCAGGCUGGGUGGAGCCUAUGACCCAGACAGACCCCUGGGCGUGGCUGACAGCCAUCACAGCCACACCUGAGGAGGGAGAGGGGAGCACCCAGGUUAGGCAGGUCAGUCCCCCACAGACCUUGGUACCCAUUCCCAUUUCACAGGCUCCUCUAAACCCAGGUCUCUGGGCCAGUGGCUCCUCCAGAGGGCGCCCCCCCAGAGCUGGGUGCUGGCCUGAAGCCUGGAUCAGAACCCCCUGUAGCCAGGGGCAGGUCAGGCUGUGCGCCCACGUGCCCCCGGGUGGCCGGGGUCCACCUCGGUACAGCAGCUUUGCAGAACAAUUCCCCACCCAGCAAUUAGGGAGCUGUGCCGGCCAGUGCAGCCAUCAGGGAGUGGGUGGGUGGCACCAAAACUUGGCAGCUGUGCCAGAAACCAAGGCCUGGCCCAGACGCGGGGGGAGGGCGAGAGAGAGCCAAACCUGGGGGACCGGAUCCCUGUUAGCUCAUCCGUGCUGGGCAAACCAGUUCUCGGGUCCCCAAGCCGGCUGGGUGGCUCUGGGGCCAGCUGAUCACAGGUGUCACUGUAGGGGCUACUGCUUCAGGGCGGCCCCUCCCUCCUGCCCUCCUGCCCUCAGGCUCAGCAGACUAGGCAGCCGAGUUCUGUCCAGAAAUGGGGCCACCUCCCCGCACGGGGCACCCUGCCUUGGUGCCUCCUAUUCUCUGCUGAGAUAGUGUCUUACCUUCCAGCAGCUCUCUGGACUCCUUUGCCUGUCACUUGAGGCUUCUGAUGGUGGCCUCCAGGGUCACUGAUAGUUGUGCCCCUUCUGUCCUCAGCAGCCCCUCCUAGCCCUCUGGACUUUUGUCCUCUGGGCAGAGUCCUCAGGGUGCUCAGGUCUUGCUUCCUCUGGGAAGCCCUCCACGAAGUCACCCCUAUCUACCCUGUGCCCAGAGCUUCCUCUGCAUGCUGCUGUAAGGUCGGUUUGCAUCCAUCCCCUUUGGGCGGCGGGCAUUGCCGGGACAUGGCAGUGUCUUCUGUUUUCACCCCCAAGCCUGCUCCCGGCUGCAGCCCCAGAGGGCACUGUGGGGAUGCAGAGUCAAAGUGACCAGACCCCUCUGCCCUGACCGGAAUGGGUUUGAGCAGGACUGGGGUGGGAGGCUCCACCUCUGAACGCUCGUUCCCCGUUGCUGGGCGCCUGGUCCAUGCCAGGUCUGUGCCAAGCCCAGGGCUCCAGAGCCAGUUGCCAUCCAUUCCACAGUGAUGUGCAGAGGGGCUUCCUCAGGGCUAGGUGUGGUUCUCUCGGGUGAGAAAGUCAGGGUGGCCAAGGCGCUUGGGCCCCUGCCCUGGUAGGGCUUGCCUGUCCAAAUAGUGACCAGGGCCAGGCAGGAGAUGCGAGGAGCAGAGGACAACCUGGAGAGCUCAGACACACAGAGCCCUGGAUUACACAGGGGCCUCUGUGGUGAUGAGCACAUCAGCAGAGGGAAGGCAGAAGGGCCCAUCUGAGAGCAAAUUUCUCUGAGAUUAGCGGGCCUUUCUCCAAAGAGAGUGUAGACCCCAUAGAUACCCCACCACCCUGAUGAGUGGGGGCUUAGGCCUCCCUGUUGGAUUCAGAAAAGAAAAAUAAUGUGAUGUUUCUUGCAAUAAAACCAAAAGUAGGCCGGG